Molecule: messenger RNA, 1329 nt
Organism: Plasmodium berghei ANKA
Lineage: Eukaryota; Apicomplexa; Aconoidasida; Haemosporida; Plasmodiidae
Product: major facilitator superfamily domain-containing protein, putative
Exons: 6
Coding region: 1-1329 (442 amino acids)
Biological process (GO): transmembrane transport
Molecular function (GO): transmembrane transporter activity
Source: RefSeq, a predicted model, not a curated record
AUGGAAGUAACGUCAACUUUAUUAAAAAAAAGUCAAAUGUUUGCAGAUGAUUCAUCUGAUGGAUUUCCUACAACAAAAAAAUUUUUUGUUUCAUCAAUCGGAAAGGCUCAUUUAAUAAAUUCACUUUAUGGAAUUGGCUACACAAUACAGAUAGCUAUGCUUCCUUACCUGCUAAUAAAUUCCAAUGCCGGAAUUGAACACAAUGGAUAUUUGUUAACUUUAUUUUCUCUAUUGCAAUUUGUUGGGUCUAUAUUUUUUGGACGAAUAGCAGAUAUAUGGGGAGUAAAGAAAUCCUUUUAUUUGUCUUUGUUAUCUUCUAGUAUGAUGUAUUUAAUGCUAACUGUAUGCAGAUCUGUUUUGGGAUAUUAUAUCAGUUUUUUUCCAUCUUUUUUUAUGCAAACAUUUCAAGUUUCGUCACUUUUAGUUUGUUUAAAAACUGAAAAUGAUAAAAGGACAGCAGCUAUUGGGUAUUUAAAUUUAAGUUAUGGGAUUGGUAUAAUAAUGGGAAGUAUUUUAGCGGGUAUGUUGGUAAAUAUAUUAGGACCAAAAGGAAAUUUAUUUGUUGCUUUUUUAUCUCAAAUAUUAGCAUUAUAUAUUUCAAAAAGUUUAGAAGAAGAUCCUAAAUUAUUAAUUAAUAAUAAUAUCGAAAAAAUAAAAUUAAAAGAAUUAUUUAAAACUGCCCAAAAUGAAUGUACAAGAUUAUUCAAAUUAUUUAAAAAAACAUAUGGAAUUUGUUUAUUAAUAUUAUUUGGCUUGUUACCUAUAUUAAUGACUAAGUUUGCUUUUGCUCCAGUUGUUGUAGAUAUGUUCAAGUUAACACCUGCACACACAUCAUAUUUAAUGACUUAUGCAGGUAUUAUUACAAUUAUAGCAGAAGGUUUAUUAGCCCCAUAUUUAAGUUCAUUAUUAGGUGAUAUGAUUUGUUGUAAAUUUGCAAUACCUUUAACAUUGUCAGGAUUUUUAUUAUUAUCUUUAUGUGGUGCAAAUGAAAUUUUCGUCCUUUUAUUUAUGACCAUUCCCUUAUGUGGUGGUGCUUUAUUAUAUAUAUGUGGAACUAGCCAAAUGACAAAACGAGUUGACGAGUCAGAACUUGGAUCAAUCAUAGGUUUAAAUACUUCCAUUUUUUAUGCCGUUACAAUAAUGGCUCCCUAUUUGGCAUUUAAGUCUUACAUUGCCUUAGGAUUGGGGCUAUAUUGGCUGCUAUGUGCUUUCAUUUGUUUUGUCAUCACAAUAUACAUUUUUGUAUUAGAUCAAUCGACGCUGAAAAUUUUUGAAAACGAUGCGGAUAGUUUAGAGACCAUGUUUUCUAGUAUAAAACUAUCAUUGUAG